Messenger RNA from Mucor velutinosus, 810 nucleotides. RefSeq lists its product as uncharacterized. The transcript has a single exon. The coding region runs from base 1 to 810 and encodes 269 amino acids. The record is from RefSeq and is a predicted model, not a curated record. NCBI's taxonomy places the organism in Eukaryota, Fungi, Mucoromycota, Mucoromycetes, Mucorales, Mucoraceae.
AUGUGUGGUAAUGACACGCAUAACUGGGAUGAUCGCGUACCCAUCGUCCAACUUGCACUCAACAUGAAAGUCAAAGAGCGUACUGCCAGUACCCCAUUCAGUCUCAUGUUUGCUCGUCAAGUUAACAUCAAUCCCAAUCCAAAUAAACUCAACCUCAAUGGACGUCCUGCACUAUCCAUUCAAGAGCUCCAACAGCGUAUCGAACACAUGAAUACCAUCGUGUUUCCUGCUCUCCAAGAGCGUACACAACGGCUUGCUGAGGAAUACAAUAAGCGUAUGGAUAAACGUCGAUACAUCCUACCUGAACUAGCCUUUGACUCUCCUGUCAUGGUCCGCCUUGAAGAAGGUCGUUCAUCCAAACUCGCGCCUCUCUAUGCUGGCCCAUAUUUCGUUGUCAAGCGUACCCAAGCUGGCAAUUACAUUCUAAAAGACGAAACCAAUUCUCUCAUGCAUCGUGAAUAUACUCCUUCUGAACUCAAACCUGUCAACAUUGAUGAAACUACCAUUGAAGACGAAAUCUUUGAAGUUGAGGACAUUCGCGAUCAUCGCUACCGCGAUGAUGAUGAGAUCGAAUACCUAGUUAAAUGGGCUGGUUAUUCUGAACGUGAAAAUGAAUACAUUACAGCUGAUCUGUUCUCCUCUCCCAUUCCAAUCAAAAAAUACUGGGAAAAGGUCAAGCUCAACAAGGAACUGCAACAUCAAAGACAUGCACCACUACCUACAAACAAACGCCCCUCAAAACAGGCUGGUAACAAGCGAAAAGCAGGCACUGAUCACACAAGCCGCGAAAACACUCGCCGCAAACAUUAG